Molecule: messenger RNA, 2533 nt
Organism: Centropristis striata (black sea bass)
Lineage: Eukaryota; Metazoa; Chordata; Actinopteri; Perciformes; Serranidae
Gene: setd7
Product: SET domain containing 7, histone lysine methyltransferase
Exons: 8
Coding region: 197-1285 (362 amino acids)
Biological process (GO): regulation of DNA-templated transcription
Cellular component (GO): chromosome
Molecular function (GO): protein binding; histone H3K4 monomethyltransferase activity
Source: RefSeq, a predicted model, not a curated record
ACAAACACCGUACGAUAUAUAUCUAAUACUGUUAGAGGUGCUCAAAUCUUUUGCACCAAUAAUACUUCAUAUAAUACCUCCAUACCCUGCAGCCUGGCGGCUCACAGCUGCUCCACCACGUCCCCAUGACGCCGAUUGGGUGACGAGCAGCGCCGUCAGAGCAGCAGCGUGGUGCUCGGCGGCCUCCAGCAGCAGCAUGGACAGCGACGAGGAAAACCUAGAAGAGGUCGUGGAAGGUCCACUGGAUGAAGAUGAUCAGCCUCACGGUUUCUGCACAGUAACAUAUUCAUCCAGUGAUCGUUUUGAAGGACACUUCACUCACGGAGAGAAGAAUGGAAAAGGAAAGUUCUUCUUCUUUGAUGGAAGCUCACUGGAGGGUUUCUAUGUAGACGAUGCUCUGCAGGGACAGGGGGUGUAUACUUAUGAGGACGGAGGUGUCCUCCAUGGGACGUAUGUGGAAGGCGAGCUCAACGGGCCCGCUCAGGAGUGGGAUGCAGACGGCCGUCUGGUGUUCAAGGGCCAGUACAGGGACAACACGCGCUGCGGGGAGUGCUGGGUCUACUACCCUGAUGGAGGCUGUGUGUUUGGGGAGGUGAAUGAGGAAGGGGAGAUGACCGGUGACUCUGUGGCGUACAUAUACCCAGACGGACACACUGCUCUCUAUGGAAGCUUUGUGGAUGGAGAGAUAAUCGAGACUCGCCUCGCCACCGUCAUCUCCAACGAGAGUGGAAGGCCACGCUUCGAAAUCACACCCAACAGUCCUGUGUACUCGUACGACAAGUCCACCUCCACCUGUAUCACCACCCACGCUCUGCUUACUGACCCGUAUGAGAGCCAAAGGGUGUUUGUGGCAGACUCUCUGAUCAAAGGAGCAGGACAGGGCCUGUUUGCCAAGACGGAUGCUGAGAGUGACGCUGUGAUGGGUUUUUAUAAUGGAGUACGCAUCACACACUCUGAGGUGGACAGCAGAGACUGGGCCCUGAACGGCAACACCAUCUCUCUGGACGAGGACACUGUGAUCGACGUCCCUCAGCCGUUUGACCAGACGGACAGAUACUGCGCCUCUCUGGGCCACAAGGCCAACCACUCCUUCACCCCCAACUGCAAAUAUGACCCAUUUGUCCACCCUCGUUUUGGGCCCAUAAAGUGCAUCCGAACCUUGAGGGCUGUGCAGAAAGACGAGGAGCUAACGGUUGCCUACGGUUACGAUCACGAGCCAACAGGAAAUAACGGCCCCGAGGCCCCUGACUGGUACAAGCAGGAGCUGCAGGAGUUCCGGCAGUGACAGGCGGCUCCCAAAAGUCUCGGAAACAUCCAGAUGAGUUCCUGUGGACAAUAACACACCCCUGUCUGUACCUGUGCUACCACCUGACAAGACUCCUGCAGCAUUAUGGCACUCAGUAUCCCCCUGCAGCUGCAAACAUAUGGUAUCCAAGUGGAAUACAUACAAGAACUAUGCAAGAAGGUUGUUAGUAGAGGAGAGAAAUCUCUGUCUGGAGCUGCUGUUCUGUCUGAUUUUACCAACACUGUCCUCUUCAAAUAUUACUGGAAAUCAAGAUUUACUGUGAUGGUCGGUGCUUAUAAAUUAAGGAUAUAAUGAUGAACUGUUACCAUUUUUCACCGUACUAAAUGUCAAUUUUGUUACGCAGCGGCUGCACGUCACUGAACAGGGCUGCCCUCAACGUGUUGGAAUUAACAGCACUACUUUACAGCACAGUAUUUAUUAUCGUAUGUGUUUAAUCUGUUUGGUUCACACCUCAUUUGAACUAAAAUCAUGUAUUUACAGCUAUGUAUAACAGUGACUAAUGUGUUCCCAAUAUCAAAAUGACACAAAAAGACACAAAAUGACCCCAAGAAGACACCAAAUGACCACAAAAUGACCCCAAGAAGACACAAAAUGACCACAAAAAGACACAAAAUUACUAAAAAAGACAAAAUGACCCCAAGAAGACACAAAAUGACCACAUAAAAACACAAAAUGACAAAAAAAAGAGACAAAAUGACGAAAAAAAGAGACAAAAUGACCACAUAAAGACACAAAAUGACGAAAAAAAGACACAAAAUGACAAAAAAAGACAGAAAAUUACCCAAGAAGGACAAAGACAAAUCAAGAUUUACAUGCUGAUGGUCGGUGCUUAUAAAUUAAGGAUAUAAUGAUGAACUGUUACCAUUUUUCACCGAACUAAAUGUCAAUUAUGUUACGCAGCGGCUGCACGUCACUGAACAGGGCUGCCCUCAACGUGUUGAAAUUAACAGCACUACUUUACAGCACAGUAUUUAUUAUCGUAUGUGUUUAAUCUGUUUGGUUCACACCUCAUUUGAACUAAAAUCAUGUAUUUACAGCUAUGUAUAACAGUGACUAAUGUGUUCCCAAUAUCUGAAAUUGGUAAAUGACUGAAUUUCCUGAGCUUUGUAGAGGGGAUUUGUUACUUAUGGACUAGAAAAUAAUGGAUGACAGUGAGCUUGUUCCACUUUUCCUACCUAAUUAUGUGUUCAUAUACUACCAAAUAAAAGCCAACAAAGAGAAUCCAUA